Molecule: messenger RNA, 2763 nt
Organism: Dicrocoelium dendriticum
Lineage: Eukaryota; Metazoa; Platyhelminthes; Trematoda; Plagiorchiida; Dicrocoeliidae
Source: the annotation of a GenBank genome assembly
AUGGCAUGCCCGGUGUCUCUCAGUAUGGAGCCCCAAGUUUACGAUUGUGGUGCCCUCAUGGUCAACUGCAGCGGGAUGUACCAACUACUCCUACGCAACCCAAGUCGGGCUUCAAGCUAUUUCUCCAUUUGUGCUGAAGUAAAUCGUGAAAUGCAGUCCAAGACGCUCGUGCCGCAUGCACUCGCUGACAUCACCUUGAUGCCCACACAUGGGUGGAUUGCGGGUGCAUCAAGUCUAGCAGUUCUGGUGCAUGUGAAACCUCUUCGAAAUGGACAUCAUUGUAUCCGCCUGAGCUAUCAAUUAUGGACAACUGCGAGCAGUAUCCCAUCCGACAGGAUGGAUAGUGAUUACUUGGCAACUGUUGCAAAGGACCCACUCGGUGAACCCCAUCCGCUGGCUACGAUACUUCUAAAAGGAGUUUAUCCAACACUUCAAGUAGUGGACAUAAUUGGCACCGGGACCGCUUCCCACUUUAGCUCCGUGGAAUUGUGGAGUCGCCUGCAAAUAGACGCACUUAAUGUCUACUUGGCCUCCGACCCUACGGACUCUGAACUGCACAGCCGAGUGGAUACGCGAGCGGCUUGUGUGGGUCAACAAAAUUUGCUUAACGGCAGAAGACCAGUGUUUGACUGCUUCUUGGGAGUGACCUUAAUCUCAUCACACGAGGACGCUGACUUGCCGAAGACAUUCAUGGAACAAGAAGGGGCACAAAUCCAAAUGCUGUUAGAGAACUCAGGACCGGUGGAUGCGAAUUUUAAGUUUAUGUUCCCUACAGAUUUGCUGAUCGAGAUUCCCAACUGGGCGCAACAAGGCAGGUAUUCGGAAAGUGAAUUGGAAUGGAGGAGACUAGAAGACGAACACACGUUUGACGUGACACCACGAGCAGCAACGCUGAGGCCAUAUGAAUGUGCUACAGUUCUGAUUACCUAUCGCAGUCGUUCUGAGGGAACACACCAGUUACCGGUACGGAUGAAGAUAGAAGGCGGCAGGGAAGUCAAACUUAAUCUGCAGGGCAAGACGGUGAGCACGAGGAAGCCGCACAUCAGUACAAACAUGGGGACGCCAUACAAUCAUCUUCAUGUAUUCCCCGAAGUUGUGUUCGCUCAGGGGGAUCAACUUGCCACUCACUUGCAGACCAUGCAGCUCUUUAACCCAGGCGCCACGAUGGUGCGAUUCAAUCUGGACAGUCUCAGAUGGGGAAACGAAUCACAUCAGACCUGCCGCCUCGAAAUCGGGGUACAUGAAUACGAAACGCCGAUCUUCACAUGUCUUAAUCCUCAAGGAGUAAUCGAAGCACAAGGAUUCGUCAGGCUGUAUUGGAAAUUUCGCCCACUGGAAGCGAAAACAUACAGAGCUCUUUGUUCAAUUGUGAUCCAAAAUGCAUCUGAUCAGAAGGGAGGAGAGUCAGAAAACCCUGAACCGUUUCAGGAAACUGUAACCUUGGAAAUCGUAGGAAGUGCUUACGACCCGUCUGAACUUCAGUCGCAAACUCUACUUGGGGAUACACGAAGUGGGACAUUAACCGAGACAGCGCAGAUAAGAGACUGUGUAACCUGCCCUGUUGACAGCGCAUGCCUCUCGUCUGACACUGAUGAAUCGAUCAGCAGGCGGCUUAUACCCACUUGGGUUCAACUAUCUCAACGUCUGCUGAAUCUUGGCCGAAUUCCUAUGGGUGCAUGCGUGAGGAGGUUGAUCCACUUGACACACUUGCAACAGAAUGAACGCACUUGUCCAGGCGAAAAGAUGAAUCCUUGUGACACAUACCAGUUCAAGGUUUACCCUCGCAUACCUGAGGAUUCCGAUCUGCUUGAAAUCAGGCCGAAAGCUGGGAGAAUUCAACCAGGCCAAACCGUUCCGGUAGAACUAAUAUUAACAGCGCUUAUAUUACCAGGGAGCAUUGAGCUCCAAGUAAUCUUCGAGAUCAAUGAGGAAGUACUUGAAGGAAAUCACCUGUGGAAAUCAAAUGCACGACAAAAUGAAACGGGAAAAAGAAUAAUUGUAUCAAAUGUCUCUGGGUCCACAGAUUCAAGCAAUGCUAGUAUAAACGACUUUACGGACCAGGAGAAUCUUUCGAAGCCACGAGGGGAUCGGAUACAGUCACCAUCAAACCAGACCAUUCAUCCCCGAUCUACUAUGCUGCACCUCACCAUAAGGGCACAAGUCGUGCGACCCGACUGGACGCAAGAAAAGAUACGGAGAAAUAUGAAUACAUCAUUCAUUGAUAAAACUCAGGUUUUGUGUCAAGAGCACACGAGGUCUCAUUUGUCCUCUGAGCCUAUUCCUACGGGAUACCUCGAUCCCUUAACUCACUGGAACCUAUGCGAAGCAAUGCUGACUAAUGUUAUCAGUGGCCUGUUUGAUGAGGAUGAAUUUAUUGUUGAAAUCCGGAAUGCAGCAGUUCCCGCGGAAUUCGCAGCAGCACCUUCCCUACUCCAGUCACCAGAAGUUGACGAAACCAUCCCAGUGUGGCUCCAAAUAAGUGGCGGAAAUUCCAACACGGAACGCCAGGACCGCCUCAGUAACGAAGUAGCCGAUGUAAGUCUUGAUUCAAAACGGACGAGCAAUACGUCUUCAAAGCUGUUGAAUGGUGCACCUUCCCGAGCGAGGUUUUCCAGCCUUGUAAGGCACAGCAGGCAUUCCACUGAGCCCGAAUGUGACACUGACUGGCUUCAGCUACCUGCCGUGUCAGCCCUGGUGGAGACCACACUAGCAGAAAUCAUCAGGAACGUCACGAUUGAAGUUAUGCGAAAAGAUCGGACUUGA